Messenger RNA from Neohortaea acidophila, 1251 nucleotides. Its product is annotated as aspartic peptidase domain-containing protein. The record is from RefSeq and is a predicted model, not a curated record. Gene Ontology annotation, biological process: proteolysis. The transcript has 6 exons. The coding region runs from base 1 to 1251 and encodes 416 amino acids. Lineage: Eukaryota; Fungi; Ascomycota; Dothideomycetes; Mycosphaerellales; Teratosphaeriaceae. Gene Ontology annotation, molecular function: aspartic-type endopeptidase activity.
AUGGGCCGUCUCUCGCCCCUCCUAGUCGCAUGGUGCGCCAUCGGCAGCCUCGUCGGGACCAGCGCCGGCGGCUCCUAUAUGGUCAAAACCGAACGUCUGCUCACAGACCCGGGCCUGGUCCGUGGCGAGUCUCACUUGCGCCGACGCCUUGAGGGACACACCGCCGGCGACGAACCCACCGUUCUGGGGGGCUCGCUGUAUUGGUCUGGAAACUUCUCGGUCGGAGCUUCGCGCGAUCUAAGGCUCCUUCUUGACACUGGAUCCGCCGACUGCGUUUUGAAUCCCGGCGUGUACAAGCCAUCCGACCUUGCGCGCACAUACAACGGCUCUCGUGAAUUUUCGGGUGGCUACGAAGGCGUCACUCGCUUGGGGUUUGGGUUUGAGAUUAUCAAUGGCACCGUGGAGACUGAUGUCGUCUCUGCUGGCGGGUUGACGUUCGACGCGCAAGCCAUUGGCAAUAUCAGCCACUUCCACUACAUCGACGCUCCUCGGUACCCUUACGCCUCUUUCGCCGCCAAGCGAGCCGACGGCCUGAUCGGCUUCUCGCCGCGCGGCGGGAGUGCCUUCACCCCCGAAAGCCCUUCGUGGUUCUUCAAUCUUGCCAACCACGGCCUUCUCUCCGAGAAGCGGUUCGGUGUCAUCUCUGGGACCAGCGGCAACGGCCUUUUUACCAUUGGCACGCUUGCAAGGAGAUUCAUCAAUGGCUCUCUUUAUGCUGCAGCCGACUCGGGCGAGUUCGGCGAAUUCACCGUCCAGGGCGACCUCACGGUCGAUGGCCAGAUCUUUGCCGCGAACCAAACCCUUAUCAUGGAUUAUGGAGAGAGCAACAUUCAACCCCCGGUCCACCUCGCAGAAAGGCUCUUUGCCACGCUCGGCUGGCAAACGCACACGAGAUUGCAAAACAACCUGGGCACACCCGUGACGACCGUGUUGGCUUAUUUCGACUGCGACAAGCCGCCAACCAUAGGCUUCAGCUUCCCGGCGCAGAGCCAACUGAAACCGGGCGAGAAGGCGAAGAACUUCGACAUUUCUCCCGCGGUGUGGGAUGUCUACCGCCACCGUCGCGAUCGCACAAACUGCACUUCCAUAAUCGGUGGCACCAACGCGUAUGCGAGCGUGGCAGGCAACGCCUGGAUUCUUGGGCAGCCGUUCUUUGCCGGCCACUAUGUCGAUUUCGACAUCAGUGAGGAGCCACACACGGUGAGUUUUGGGGACUUGAUCGAUCCGUCGAUGAGCGGCCUCACGGAUUGA